AUGGAUGAUCUCCCCAGGGAUAUCUUAGAAAAUAUACUUUCUGGAUUACCUUUUAAGGAAGCAUUACAUGCCAAACGAGUUUGCACAACUUGGAGAGUGAUCCUCCGCUAUAAAACUGCAAAGCCGGGUAUCUUUUUCGCUUUCUGUCAUGUUGAACAUCGCACAACUUGUAGAGAAGAGCUUUUCUAUGAAGAUGAGCAUAAUCAUUAUGAUAAUGCAAAGAUCAACCACUACUACUCUUACGACACACUUACGAAGAUAGAACACAGUAAGUUUAUUAAAGAAUCCUCCCCGAGAAACACCAUGGUUGGGUCUUGCAAUGGUUUGAUUUGUUUUGGCAAAAAAACUGAAGAUGCUCUGGGGGCAGUUCCUUUUAUAAUCUGUAACCCGUUAACUGGAGAAUCUGUCUUUCUUCCGGAGUAUAAUUACUAUGAGAUGCCUCUGGAUGUACCAAGACCAAGGCUUCCCUUUGGAUGUUUAGCAGGCAUUUAUGCAAAUGGCGCACUUUACUGGUUGCACACAAGUGAUAAUAUGUUAGAAGAUAGUGAGAUUGUAGCCUUUGAUAUGGAAACUUCUCGCACUGACAUAUGGGUAUACAAGAGAAAUAAUAUCAACGGCCGUACUAAUAACGCCAAGAAAGAGUGUAACCUGAAACAAAACUACCACUGCAAAAGUUCGUCACACUGGAAUAAGGAGUUCAAGAUACGCUGGGAAGACUCGUAUCAAAACUUUACACCAUUCGCAAUCACAAGGAACAAUCAAGUUCUAUUGUGGUACCACCUCCACAGACCUUUUGAGACGAGACUGUAUUGCUAUGACCCUAAAACCUCAACCUUAAACGAACUCUGGGAUGAUAAGGCCAAGGGUAUGAACUGUUGGUACAUCGAGGCAAUUCCUCACAUGCAGAGCGUUGUCUCUUUGAAAGAUUUGGGAGAAAAAAAUGUUACUUCUUUGAAAGAUUGUGAAAAACUAUUGUUACAAGUGAAAUGGAAUGGCAAAAAGGCUAUUACGGAAUACCAUUACGAAGUACCUGCUGAUGAACAGCGGAAUAACAACGAUUGA
This is a messenger RNA of Papaver somniferum (opium poppy), 1062 nucleotides long. RefSeq lists its product as uncharacterized. Gene Ontology annotation, molecular function: protein binding. The transcript has 4 exons. NCBI's taxonomy places the organism in Eukaryota, Viridiplantae, Streptophyta, Magnoliopsida, Ranunculales, Papaveraceae. Bases 1 to 1062 code for a protein of 353 amino acids. The record is from RefSeq and is a predicted model, not a curated record.